Vittaforma corneae ATCC 50505 is the source of this 1257-nucleotide messenger RNA. RefSeq lists its product as uncharacterized. The transcript has a single exon. The coding region runs from base 1 to 1257 and encodes 418 amino acids. Gene Ontology annotation, biological process: rRNA acetylation involved in maturation of SSU-rRNA. Lineage: Eukaryota; Fungi; Microsporidia; Nosematidae. Gene Ontology annotation, molecular function: tRNA binding; 18S rRNA cytidine N-acetyltransferase activity. The record is from RefSeq and is a predicted model, not a curated record. Gene Ontology annotation, cellular component: nucleolus; 90S preribosome.
AUGAGAUGGGAGCCUAUCAGAUACUCUAUUGGCGAUGAGGUUGAGGACUGGUUAUAUAAAACCUUGCUUCUUGGACCUAAAAUAAGCCAAGUAGAGCAAUGCCCUCUUCUGUCCCAGUGUUCUCUUUAUUAUGUUAAUAAAGAUGUUUUGUUUAAUGGAAGCCAAAAGUCAGAAACAUUUCUUAGCGAGAUUUUUUCGCUAUUUGUGGCUUCUCAUUACAGAAAUAGUCCAAAUGACAUUCAAACUCUUUCUGAUUCGCCAAGCCACGAGAUCUUUGUUUUAAUGGCACCAUUUAAACCUUUAAGAAUAGUAUGUGCCAUUCAGGUUUCAUUUGAAGGAAAAUGUAAUAAAAAUGCAUGUGUAAAGCAAGGCAAUCUAAUUCCAUGGGUAAUUUAUGAAAAUUUCUUCGAUGAUCAGUUCUUAGAUAAACUUGGGAUGAGAAUCGUAAGAGUUGCUGUCCAUCCAAGCAUGCUUUCGAUGGGAUAUGGGUCUUUAGCACUUUUAACACUUACAAACUUAUUUAUUGAUAGACAUGAAAGCCAUUCAUCCAAAUCAGAACAUAAUGCUUAUACGACUGGCGAACAGUGUUCAAAAAAUAGUAUCAGUGUUGAUUAUAAUCCAUCAUGUAUUAUGUGCGAUGAUCAAUCUACUCUUUUUCAUCCUAUUAACACUAUCAAAACCCCUAAUAUUGACUGGAUCGGAUCUUCAUUUGGGGUCUCUGAAAGGCUAUUAAAUUUUUGGAAAAGGUCCAAUUUCAAUCCCGUUUGUAUUAAGCAAACACAGUCGAAAACUACUGGUGAGUUUUCAAUUGUUUUACUCAAGGCUAUUGGAAAUAAAACGGACGAGUUCGAUGGUAUGAAAACAUUGUUUCUAGAAAGAUUUGUUCCACUUCUUUCAUAUUCAUUUAAGAAUCUAUCACCUACACUUGCACUAUCGUUAAUAUACUCAUCAAAUGCAAAGGUUUUAGACAAGAAAAUUCAUUUUUCAAAGGAUGAGGUCAACCGACUUACAAAGUUUUCCAAUGGGCUUAUUGACAUAAAAUCUAUUAUGGAUAUUCUUCCAGAUCUGUCUAGAUCAUAUUUCUAUCAAAAUGACCUUAAUAAACUUUCAGUUGUAUCUCAAAUAGCAUUAUUAAUGAUAGGUUGUCAAAGAAAAACGGUGAAAGAAGUGGCAGAGUAUCUCAGUUUAGAUUGUUUCAAAGUUAUUAAUCUAAUUAUUUCAACUAUUGGGACACUUUUAUCGACAGAUCUCAAAUAA